Monascus purpureus is the source of this 1772-nucleotide messenger RNA. NCBI's taxonomy places the organism in Eukaryota, Fungi, Ascomycota, Eurotiomycetes, Eurotiales, Aspergillaceae. The record is from the annotation of a GenBank genome assembly.
AUGCCGGGUGAUAAGGUGCAGGUCAAUCCAAAGACCCCGCCUGCAUUUGUUGACGAAGAUGCACCUGUUGAAGCUGGAGAUUCGAAACUCCUUGCUACCCUGGGAUACAAGCAGGAGCUUCGAAGACACUAUUCCACCGUUCAGGUCUUCGCCAUUGCGUUCAGUAUCAUGGGCCUUCUCCCUUCGAUAGCAAGCACGCUGUCAUUCUCUCUGCCUGCAGGUCCUGGUAUGUACGGCGAUUUGGAGCUCAGCUGGUUUCUUGCGAGCUGCUUCAUUACCAUUGUCGGUCUUGCUAUGGCUGACCUGGCUUCUGCAAUGCCUACGGCUGGCGGUCUAUAUUUCUGGACUCAUUACUUCAGUGGGGGGAAAUGGAAGAACCCCUUGAGCUUCGUCGUUGGAUAUAGCAAUACGAUUGGUCUUAUCGGCGGUGUCUGCUCGAUAGAUUACGGGUUUUCCCUGAUGUUGCUUUCCCUCAUCUCCAUUGCUCGAGACGGCACCUGGUCUGCCACCCGGCCAAUUGUCUACGGCACGUAUGUGGCUUGCGUCGUCGUGCAUGGUUUGAUUGCCACGUUUUUUGGACGUAUCAUGCCCAAGAUACAGAGUCUCUGCAUCUACUCCAAUAUUGGCCUGGUGAUAGCAACCGUCCUUGCGCUCCCGAUUGGCAAGGCUUUGAAUCACCCCCCGGUCAAUUCUGGUUCUUACAUUUUCGGACAUGUGGAUAAUUUAACUGCCUGGCCGAAAGGAUGGGCGUUCAUGCUAGCUUGGCUGUCGCCCAUCUGGACAAUCGGAGCCUUCGAUUCCUGCGUCCACAUGAGUGAGGAGGCGACGCACGCGGCGCGCGCCGUGCCGAUUGGGAUCAUUUGCUCGGCAGGGUUGUGUGGGAUUUUAGGUUUUGUUACCUUGAUCAUCAUAGCUACUGUGAUGGAUCAUAAUAUAGACAACCUGCUAAAUUCAAAUUUCGGACAACCGAUGGCCCAGAUCUACUACGAUGCUCUCGGAAAGAAAGGCGCCCUUGGCUUCAUGUCCGUCGUGGCUAUCGUCCAAUUCUUUAUGGGCCUGAGUCUGGUAGUCGCUGCAUCCCGCCAAAGCUGGGCCUUCUCGCGCGACGGCGCCCUCCCCUUCUCCAACUUCUUUCGCCAUGUCAGCAAACACAUCCGGUACCAACCUGUCCGCAUGAUCUGGGGCGUUGUCAUAUUCGCUGUCGUCCUUGGACUUCUCUGCCUCAUCGAUGAUGCCGCAUCUAAUGCUCUCUUCUCCUUGGCUGUCGCCGGUAAUGAUCUGGCCUGGAUGAUGCCCAUCCUUACACGACUGGUCUGGGGCCAAGAUAAGUUCCAUCCAGGAGUGUUCUACACCGGACGUUUUAGCAAGCCUAUUGCCGUUACGGCAAUUGUGUAUUUGGCCUUUGCGAUCCUCCUGUGCAUGUUCCCUACUACGGGACCUGAUCCUAAUUCUAAGGAUAUGAACUACACUGUGGUCAUCAACGGGGCUCUUUGGCUAGGUGCCAUUGCGUACUACAUCGUAUAUGCGCGCAAGGUCUUCCAGGGGCCCAAGAUGACGGUGGAGGCAUCAUCGCCACUCGAGAUGACCCUAGCACAGAACGAAUGAUGAAAUGGAAGGCCUGGAGCAGGUAGUGAAGGAUCCCCCUGUUGAUCUCUAUGCUGGUAGAAAGAAACGAUGCAUGUUACUAUGUAUAAUUUAGAGUAGAAAGCAUAGUUAACUGAAUGACUAGCCUGGGUCAGUAUGCCAAGCAUACCCGUCCUGGUAAUACCAAU